This is a messenger RNA of Triticum urartu, 505 nucleotides long. NCBI's taxonomy places the organism in Eukaryota, Viridiplantae, Streptophyta, Magnoliopsida, Poales, Poaceae. The record is from RefSeq and is a predicted model, not a curated record.
UGGGAAAACAAUCUACAGUGGACCAAUAGGAGAGCGCUCCUGCAAAGUGAUUGAGUACUUUGAGAAAAUUUCUGGAGUCCCAAAAAUAAAGAGUAACUGUAAUCCAGCUACUUGGAUGAUGGAUGUAACAUCGACAUCAAUGGAGGUCCAACACAAUAUGGACUUUGCAAUUUUGUAUGAAGAGUCGUCACUGCAUAGAGAAGCUGAAGAUCUAGUGGAGCAGCUAAGUAUCCCAUUACCAAAUUCAGAAAAUCUAUGUUUCUCCCAUAGUUUUGCACAUAAUGGCUGGAUUCAACUUAAAGCUUGCUUGUGGAAACAAAACAUAACUUACUGGAGAAGUCCUCAGUAUAACUUGAGGCACAUUAUGAUGACUGUCAUAUCUGCCCUGAUCUACGGAGUAUUGUUCUGGAAGCAUGCAAAAGUAUUAAACAACGAGCAGGACAUGCUCAGUGUUUUUGGUGCAAUGUAUUUGGGUUUCACAACCAUAGGCGCCUUCAUAACCUAG